CCGAGCGCCGCCGCGCUGCCGGUGCCCGCUGCGGGCGGGCCGAGGAUGGCCCUGUCGCGGGGGCUGCGCUGCUGCCAGCGGGCGUUCGCCUGGGUGCCCGUCCUUAUCAUCGCCCUCGUCGUCCUGUGGUCCUAUUACGCCUACGUCUGCGAGCUGUGCCUGAUGACUCUCAGCAACCCUGCAGAAAAAGUGGCCUAUCUUAUAAUAUUCCAUAUUCUCUUUGUGCUCUUUGUGUGGACAUACUGGAAGUCUAUUUUUACUCUCCCGGUUCAGCCAGGCAAAAAGUACCAUAUGUCCUACGCUGACAAAGAGCGCUAUGAAAAUGAAGAAAGGCCAGAGGUGCAGAGGCAAAUUCUUGCUGAAAUUGCGAGGAAGCUGCCAGUGUACACGAGAACGGGGAGCGGAGGUAUUCGAUUCUGUGAUAGAUGCCAGCUAAUAAAACCAGAUCGUUGCCACCACUGUUCUGUUUGUGCUAUGUGUGUCCUAAAAAUGGAUCAUCACUGCCCAUGGGUGAAUAACUGCAUUGGAUUCUCUAACUACAAAUUCUUUCUACUCUUCUUAGCCUAUUCUUUGUUGUAUUGCUUGUAUAUUGCUGCAACAGUCUUCAAGUAUUUCAUUAAGUAUUGGACAGGUGAACUGACUAAUGGACGUUCCAAAUUUCAUAUCCUUUUCCUUCUCUUUCUGGCGGUUAUGUUCUUUGUUAGCCUUAUGUUUCUGUUUGGCUACCAUUGCUGGCUCGUCAGUAGGAACAGAUCUACCUUAGAGGCUUUCUCAACUCCAGUAUUUCAGAAUGGCCCGGAUAAAAAUGGAUUCAAUCUUGGCUUUGUAAAGAAUCUUCAGCAAGUGUUUGGAGAAGAAAAAAAGCUGUGGUUACUACCUAUUGCCUCCAGCCAGGGUGAUGGACAUUUUUUUCCAAUGAGAGCUUUGUGUGAAGCUCAGAAUCCUCUUCUGUCGAAUGAAGAGCAGUGGGAAGAUGACGGAAUAGAUGAGGAGCCUCAUGAUUCUGGUGAAGCUGCGUCCCUUGCCAUAGAAAGGGAGACAUAGCAGUUUGAAAAUGGCAGCAGUAGAAAGCUUGUUCAGAAAGCCUCCCUCUCAGGAGUCACCAUCCCUUCUCUCUGCAUGGACUUCAGUUUUGAGAGGCAGAAGAUAAGUGGAUCUUCAAGAUGUAGAAGCAUUGAGAAGUAUCAUUUGAUUGGAAUCUGCAUUCUAGAGUGCUUCUCCAGAAAUCCUGCUAACCAGAUGUUUCAAGGCUUUAUAAGUUUAAGUUAUGGAGUGAACGGAACAGUUUUACAGAGUG
Phasianus colchicus (ring-necked pheasant) is the source of this 1297-nucleotide messenger RNA. It is a transcript of the gene ZDHHC15, whose product is annotated as zDHHC palmitoyltransferase 15. Gene Ontology annotation, molecular function: palmitoyltransferase activity. The record is from RefSeq and is a predicted model, not a curated record. Lineage: Eukaryota; Metazoa; Chordata; Aves; Galliformes; Phasianidae.